Messenger RNA from Anopheles aquasalis, 1343 nucleotides. RefSeq names its product chymotrypsinogen A-like. Lineage: Eukaryota; Metazoa; Arthropoda; Insecta; Diptera; Culicidae. Gene Ontology annotation, molecular function: serine-type endopeptidase activity. Gene Ontology annotation, biological process: proteolysis. The record is from RefSeq and is a predicted model, not a curated record.
GAGCGAGCGCGACAACAUAGCGCCUAUUUAUACUGAAAAGUGUCGAGAGUAGCCACGCAUAGUCAGUCUAGUGCUUGUGCCAAGAAGAACCAUGAUCGUGAGCAGAUCUAUCGGCGUUUUGAUCGGUGUUUCGACGCUGGCCACGGUAGUGUGGGGAUUGGCGUGUCGCACACCCUCCGAUACUCUCGGAAAAUGCGUUGAACUACAAGAGUGCUCCAAGUGGAACCAAAUUUUAGAUCGGUCAAAUGCAAAUCCGUACAUAUCCAUAUCAGAGUUUAAACUUUUGAACGAAGCAUUAGGGGCAUGCGCUGAUUCGGAUGGACCCAGCCAAAAGAAGCUGUGCUGCGCUGAGGAAGAUAUCUUCCAGAAGAGAGUCGAUAUCGAGCCCAUAUGCCUAUCCGGUGCUUCGGAUGCUAUACGAUCAGAAAAUACAUCCUUUGGAGUAUUCUUGUACAUUAACGGCCGAGUAAACACUCACAUGAAGCGAUGCGUCGGGAGUUUAAUCAGAGCAGAUUAUGUGCUUACGUCGGCUCACUGUGUGCACAAAGUAGCAAGCGAAAAUAUCGAAGCGUAUGUUAAUGCGAAAUACGUGUACAACGAAGAAAGUGGUACUGUUGCCCACGGCGUAAAACCUUCUCGCGUAGAAUCUGUUAUCAUCCAUAAAGAGUAUAACCCACCCCAGCUUGGUUUCGACGUAGCAUUGCUACGUCUUAAGGAGAGAGUGGAUCUGCAUUCCCCGGGCUCCCCGUAUCCCAUCUGCAUCCCCACAGCAAAGGAACACUACGCAUCGGGCAAUAGUAUCCUGCAUUCAUUCGGUUGGGGGGCGAACUCUGAGGGUGUUUUUAGUGACAUCAAACUAUCGGUGACGUUGCAGAGGAUCUGGGAUCUGGCCGUUUGUGCAUCCUAUGGCGGACGACUAAAGGUGACGUCAGAAGUGCUAAGAAAAUCAGGUCACACCAAUCCGAUUUGCACCAUCGGCAUCUCGGGUCAUAAUUUGUUCGAGGGCUACUCUGGCGCGCCUCUUAUGUAUCGAAAGAAUGGUGCAUGGUUUCUUCUGGGCACGGUUGGAAAACCGUUGAAUCCAGCCGAAACAAGGGGAAAGAAAACUCCAAAUCGCGUCCUUUCUACUUCUGUACAAACCCAUGUGGCAUGGAUAAAUGAAGUUUUGGAAAGUCAAGGAAGCCCGGAAGGUAUAGCAGCAAUGGAUUUAAGGAUAAAUCCACUUUGAUUCGAUCGACACUAUUGAAUUGACAAAGUCGUUCUUUUGGAAACAGCAUGUAACCGACAAGUCCUAAUUAUGCUCCAAUAAAAAAGAAAAGCCCGAGGCCCAUGCCUCUGGAAUA